Tripterygium wilfordii is the source of this 837-nucleotide messenger RNA. RefSeq names its product transcription repressor OFP14. Bases 1 to 837 code for a protein of 278 amino acids. The record is from RefSeq and is a predicted model, not a curated record. NCBI's taxonomy places the organism in Eukaryota, Viridiplantae, Streptophyta, Magnoliopsida, Celastrales, Celastraceae. The transcript has a single exon. Gene Ontology annotation, biological process: negative regulation of DNA-templated transcription.
AUGCCCAAGAACCUCCAAAAAUCUCUUCAAAAUUACAUUUCAAAGAUAAAAAAACCCAAUACCCCAAACAUUCAAUCGAUUCCAUCCUCCAAAAAUUGCAUCCUCUCAGGCUGCAAGUAUCCAAAGACGCCAUCUUUUGUCAUCAAUCGUAACCAAAAUGAGGAUCGCGACAAGUCUAGCAACAACGAUGAUGCUGCCACACUCUCCGACGUUAAUCGAUUUCUCUUCGAGAAUUUCAAAUCACUUUAUAUAACAAACGACGAAGAAUACUUUCACGAAGAGGAGGGUCAUGAUGAAAAUGGAGAUAAUCAACUUCAAAGACCAAAUGAGGUUUUAUUUGAAUCUCCUAGGUUUGUUAUUACCCCACCAAAUCUUCAUGAGUCACAUCGUUUUUUUGUGACACCGGGCACGUCUGGCUCGAUUAUGGAGGAGGCUCGGUCAAGUAGGGCAACCACUUCGAAUGAAAUUAGCUCGAGCGCAAACUCGAAUAAUGCUGUAUCCGAUUCAGUCCAUGAAUCAAAAGAAUAUACCAUGCUUCCUGAUGAUUGCAUUGCUGUUGUGACAUACUCUCCGAGUCCAUACGAUGAUUUUCGAAGGUCAAUGCAAACUAUGGUUGAAGAGAAAUUGAGACACCAUGGAAAAGUUGAUUGGGAUUUCAUGGAAGAGAUUUUAUUUUGUUAUUUGAACUUGAAUGAGAAGAAAUCACACAAGUUCAUAUUGAGUGCUUUUGUGGAUCUCAUCGUUGUUUUGCGUCAAGAUUCAAAAAAUGUUGGUGGAAGAUCAAGGAGGACUCGGAGUCCUCAAAAUGCAAGAGAAAGGAGGAGGAAUAUGAGAUAA